Molecule: messenger RNA, 381 nt
Organism: Striga asiatica
Lineage: Eukaryota; Viridiplantae; Streptophyta; Magnoliopsida; Lamiales; Orobanchaceae
Source: the annotation of a GenBank genome assembly
AUGGCUCUGCUAGCAUGGCAUAAACCCAUCCACAGAAACAGUGAAAAAGCUAUUGCUGUGCUCACAGCUAAAUUGGAGUCCACUAAAAUCAGUGAAACCAACUGGAUUCUUGGAAUAAUCUGCAGAAAACCUAGCUUGAGGGUGGCUGUGGAUGGACAUCUUUUUUGGGUAAAGGAUCUGCUCUUGGCUGGAGGAGUGCUGUUUGCAGAGGAAGAUGCUGAGAGAAUACUCAAGAUAAAGUCAUUAAAUCCCAGAGUGGCAGAUCAAUGGCAAUGUACUUCUGUGGUGAAAGGUAAGUUCUCAGUGAAGAAAGCUUAUACAAACUUCCUAUCAGUCAAGGUGGGGCACAGGUUAGUAGCUGAAUCUAGUGGUUUAAAGUAA